AUGACGAAACCACCGUCACCGCUGCCACCGCGUCCACCGCCGUCAGCAACAUCAUUAUCAUCAUCAUCAGACCACGUCCACCGCCGUCACGAGCCGUUGUUCUCCGCCGUCUCCCUCUCUCUCUUCGAACUACCUCUCUCUGCUUCUAUGUUGUGUGCCGCCGCACGCCACCACUGUUUUCACAACAAUCAUCAACAACACCCCAUUAAAGAAGAAGUUGAUGUUUUAAAUCCGACGGUUGAGUUUAACAAAUUCGAUUCUAAAUCGAAGAGGUUAAUGAAGAAGCGCACCGUACCGGAGUUGGCAGUUGAUAUGGUGAGAGAUGAUGGUUCAGUUAGUGGUUGUGGAAAUAGGAAGAAGUUUUUUAGAGACGGUGGGAAUAGUAAUAAAAAAUUUAAAAGGAGUGGUGAUGCUCCAGAAGUGAAGGAGAUGUGGGAUACUAUUGUCGGAGGAGGCGAUUCAGAGGAAGAGAAAAAGGGUAUACAAAGGGAGCUGGAUGAUGAUUACUUCAUAGAUGAUAGCGGUGUCAAUCCAGUAAAUCGUCAUGGAAGCAACCGUUGUGGUUAUUCUUCGAGUCGUGCUCCUAAGGCUGAGGAGGAGGGUGGAGAAGAUGAUGAGAUCAAGGAACUUUUCAAGACAGGCAAGAAAAAGAAGAAGACCGAGAAAACUGCUAUGGAGAUUGCAAUUGUUGUCGAAAAGAUCAUGGCUGAACUUGAGGUUGCAGCAGAAGAAGAUGCAAAUCUCAAUAGGGCAUCGAAACCAGCAAUUAAUAAACUCAUAAAGCUUCCUUUUCUAAUUGAAGCUCUAUCUAAGAAACAACUUCAACUGGAGUUCCUGGAUCACGGAGUUCUAACGCUUUUGAAAAAUUGGCUUGAACCCCUCCCUGAUGGAAGCUUGCCCAAUAGAAACAUUCGUACAGCGGUAUUAGAGAUCCUAACUGAGUUCCCAAUUGAUUUAUAUCAAGAUGAUAGAAGAGAACAAUUGAAGAAGAGUGGAAUAGGAAAGGCCGUUAUGUUCAUGUCAAAGUCCGAUGAAGAGACCGCAUCCAACAGAAAGCUAGCGAAAGACUUGGUUGACAAAUGGAGUCGACAAAUAUUUCAUAUAAGCAAUAGAUUUGAGGACCUUAAGGAUGAGAGAAUCCCCAUUCGCCGGCCAUCAAUAAAAAUGCCUAUAAAUAAAUCUUCUCGAAUGCAGUUUAGAGAUGAUGACGAUCUGGAUCCGGCUAAAUAUUAUCCGUAAGUUAUUUUAUUUCUAGAACAUAUUAUAGUUGCUACAUAUGGCUUUCACUUGUUUGAUGGUUUUUUUGGGUAAUUGUAGAGAACUAAAGUCUGGAAAUUCAACUUAUACACUACCCGCAUCAAGGCCCGAAACAAUGCCACUACAUUUUGUGGUGCGCCCCCAAUCUAAGAUAGAUCCAGAUGAAGUUAAAGCCAGAGCCAAACAAGCUAUGCAAGAGUAUCAACGUCGAGUCAAGAUGAACAAGAGGCUGCGGCAGUUGAAGAAAAAGAAGCAGCUUCAAGCUAUUAAGCUUAGCGUGGAGGGUCGUGGAAUGAUCAAGUACGUGUAGACCAGAAUCAAGGAGCAUGUGCCUCAAAUUAUCACCCACGUAAACUUUUGGGUUGGCCGGCAUUUGAUCGUAUAGAUAUCUGAAGCAAUUUGGUUGUUGAGUUGGUGCUGAACAAAUGGUGUGUUGGAAUUUAAACUUAGCAUCAAAAACUUAUGUGUCUCGCUAGUAUAAAAACAUAUAGUUAAUAUUCUAGUAUAUGUCAGUAUGUAUGUAUAUGCCCAA
This is a messenger RNA of Helianthus annuus (common sunflower), 1789 nucleotides long. Its product is annotated as protein IWS1 homolog 1. The transcript has 10 exons. NCBI's taxonomy places the organism in Eukaryota, Viridiplantae, Streptophyta, Magnoliopsida, Asterales, Asteraceae. Gene Ontology annotation, biological process: regulation of DNA-templated transcription elongation; brassinosteroid mediated signaling pathway. The record is from RefSeq and is a predicted model, not a curated record. The coding region runs from base 1 to 1239 and encodes 412 amino acids.